CCGAACUCAAAAUCAGCCAUUAUCAUUCGGAAUCAAAGCCCCAAGUUCAAUGUCGUUUCAUACCUGAACUUAAAUCAGCACCUUCCCCUCAUCACCAUCAACCGACAAACAUCUAUCCUGACACUCGACCCCAAUGAAUAUUUUUCGGACGUAAUAAUUGACCUCCCCUCUAAGAAGGAAAGGUGGAUCAUUAUAUCCGUAUAUGCUCCCACGGGCCGAUAUAACAACUGUCAACCCCUCAUGUUUCAACUCCUUAAUAAUGCGAUAAACAUUAUCAAAGAGAAUCAAUCAACACCAUUUACAAUACAUAUCUUGCUCGGCGGCGAUUUCAACAACGUCACAAAUCCUGAGCUAGACACCAUCUACAAACCCCCCCGAUCACAACGAUCCAACGACAAUACCGAGGAGCUUGAACGACUUGUCUCUCAACACUCCUUAGUAGAUGUCUUCCGUGACUUUGCUCCCAUCUCCAACUUACCCACUAACAAUCUACAGAACGGUCAAACCUCCAGACGACUCGAUCGAUUUUACGCGUCGGAAACUCUCUUACACCUGAUCCUAAACUACCAACGGGGUAUUCGCGGUGAACAUUCAAAACUCACCUCCACCCACGAUUCCAUAGUAUUGAGGUUCGUCCACUCCUGGGCUCCCCAAACUAAUAUGGGACCGAAACGGUACAUUGUUCCCAACCAACUCAUCCAAAGCAACUCCUUCAUGGAACACAUUUCUUCUAGAACCUUUCGCUCCUUUGCGGAUUUGAUCACUUUCACCCAAAAGAAUGGCCAACAUAUCUUAAAUCAAACACCCCCAGAUGAAGGGAAUGACCUAAUUCACUCUAAAGAUCCACUUUUUAAAGAUCUCCAAGAGUUCUUCCAAGGAUCUUCCCCCCGAAGAGAAGCUAUCUCGCGACUAGAAGACAAAUCAGUUGGAAAAGUCGGAGAAACAAACGGAAAAAUAUUAAAUAUCGCUACAAAUUUCUACAUUAACCUCUACUCGAAUUCCCAACCGAGAGAGCACAGAGAUGAAAUAGAAGCUUAUUUAGAAAGUUUUCCCAAAUCUAUUUCUGCAACUGAAGCUCUUCGCCUUGAACAACCUAUCAAAUCUCAGGAAAUACUUGAAGUUCUCAGGAACACUUCCAACCAAACUGCCCCAGGGAUUGAUGGAAUUACCUAUCAAUUCCUAAAAGCAACCUGAACGGUCAGUGGUCCACUUCUAGUCCAAGAAGCAAAUACUAUUCUAGAGACAGGGCGAAUCCCUUGUCACAUGAAAGAAAUUCUCAUAAAACUCAUCCCCAAACAUGAUAGGACUUCACAUGAUAUAGGAGACUAUAGACCUAUUUCACUCAUCAAUACUUCCCUUCGUUUAAUCUCAGGCGUCCUCAAUCAACGACUUUACGCUAUAUUUUCGCCGUUGAUCGGCCAAGGACAAACAGGUUUUAUGACCGGCAGAGCAAUGGAUGAACAGGUCCAUAAGUUCAAUUCCUUGAUCCAUCAUUUAAAUAACAACUACCAGACGUAUGGAGAUGAUCCAUUAAGUAUACUAAUCCUAGAUUUUACUAAAGCUUUUGAUAGGCUCUCACACGACUACUUGAUAAGAGUGCUAUUACACUUGGGCCUCGGCCCAAAGUUUAUCCAAGCAGUCAUGCUGGUUACCACCCAACAGCAGGGACGUCUAUACUUAAAUAACUACCAAGGCACGAGAUUUUCACUCUCCCAAGGUACCCGUCAAGGUAACCCCAUCUCCCCCAUUCUUUUUAACUUGGCUCUUGAACCUUUUCUUUAUAAGAUCUCCAACCUCCUACUGGGAAUCCCCAUUCCUCUCCACAUGGGGAGCAACGUAAAGGCUGACUACUUGGCUUUUGCCGACGACGUCACUGUCUUCCUACGGACGGAGCAAGACUUCCAUAAAUUAAAGCAUGAAAUCCGACAUUUCGAACGUGUUUCAAAUUCACUCAUCAAUGAAAAAAAAUCUUCCAUCCUAUACUUUGGCAAUUCACCGCCGCUCAACGUUCAACACAUUCUUCCUUACCCGAUGAAACCCAGCACAGACUCGGACAUUAGAUACCUCGGUAUUCUAAUUAACAAGUUCUCGUGGAAGGAUUUCAUUGAGUCACUACGGAAACAGUUAAGCGCCAACUUAAUACGUGGCUUACCAAUUCACCUUCGAGCACAGGGUCUAAACUCCUAUGCCUUCUCUAAGCUUUACUUCCGUGAUCUCCACCAUCCGAUGUCCAAAGAAGAUAUCCUUGAGUUAACGUCAGUUACCAAGAAAUUCUUCCCGGGCAUCGGUGGAACCACAGUCCAUGCUUUAAAGAAACACGGGGGUUACGGCCUCCUAAAGCUUGAGGACCAACUCUUGGGCCGCAGAGCGAAGGUCAUCUACCACACGUUGACUAAUAAGGAUGAUUGGAACUACAUCAUCUUUAGAGAUAAACUUCAAUACUACAUUAACACGUUUGCCCGAGUACCACUCCAUGCGCCAGCUCCAGCCGGCUGUACUACAAUGAUCCCAUGGUUUCGGUUCCUCGCAGGAGCCCGCAUCCGACACGUCUCGGGUCGAGAGCUCCACCACGCCAUUGCACAAGAGAACGAUGACACCUACUUCUCCACCACGGAGCGUGCCUGGAUACAGGCCUGGUUCGCCAUAGCGGUACCAAAGCCAUCUACCCAGUCACUUCCUCCCCUCGAAAUACCCACCGCCUUCACAGCAACGGAACAAUCCCAGUUGCUUGAAGCUCCACUACCAUCUUCCUUACCAGAAUUCAUGCAAGGUGACUCUGCGCUUGUCACAGAAGCCACCUUCAAGAGCCGCCACAGGCAAAUUCAAUUGAAGCAACCGCAUAUUAUCCCUCGAGGUUGGGAAACGGACCUUUCAAUUGGUUCUGCUAGCUGGAAAAAAUUCUGGAAACAACUCAACAAAAUCAAACUCAAACAUCCCGAGGGAGGUGAAGAAACCCACCGAUUCAACCUAGGACACCGUUCUCACGGUAAUACGGCAACAGUCCGACCCAGUUCCAUCACAACACUACCACAAAGACGGCGCCUUGUCACUCAAAUCCACUCCACGAGUAAUAACGUGGACUACGUCGAUUCUCGAUGUGUCGCUUGCUUGACAGAAAUGUCAAGCGAAGCCACAGACUAUCGCCUACUCCACCAUAUGUACUCGGAUUGCAGGGUUUCGCGCCAAAUAUGGAAUCAAUUAUCACGUGACUCACUCCAGCUACUGAUUAAAUUAUUAGUUGCAAACUCGACAUUGUCAAUUCUACAAUCUUUAAAUGUUAAUCGUUACCUCCAAGCUAUCCGUCGCUUCUUUCGAGAACGACGACAGAUUUCAACAGCGUUAAGGACAACCUUAACGAUUCGCGAUAUCACAGCUUGGGUUACGUUGUUUAAAUUAACAAUUAAAUAAAUAAUUAUGACAUAACCUGCAAGAGGUUUUCAAAGUUUAUACUUUUUCCUCUAGCUCAAAAGGUUUAUUAUAUGGCAACUAUGAAAUGAAUAUACAGAAGGAGGUUAUAUAGCCAAUAUACCAACAAUUAUAUAGAUAUAUUAUAGGAUAAUAAACAUCGAAUGAAGAAAAAUAAAAGCAAAAAAA
[Candida] anglica is the source of this 3594-nucleotide messenger RNA. The record is from the annotation of a GenBank genome assembly. Lineage: Eukaryota; Fungi; Ascomycota; Pichiomycetes; Serinales; Debaryomycetaceae.